CAUCUUCAGCACAAAAUCGGAACUAACUUCUGUGUGCUGUUUACAACACCCGCAGGACACACGGUAGUGCACCACAGCUUCUUUGUUUGUUUCCUCAAUUACAUCUGCAAAAAAGUGUUAUCGACUACAAAUACCUCAAUUUCCCAACAUUCUAGAACCCCAAACUAAUCUACGCACUCAACAAUGUCAGUUAUUUAGUUGGAUUUCAACAAAGUGAAAUAUUGAAGUCGGGAACAGCUGACUGGUUGAAACAUGCAGCCUUGCGGCGUAUCUUGGUACUGAAAUCUGCUGUCCUAAACGUCAUCUUCACUCUUUUCACCAAUAGCAUCAAAUCUCUGAAGGUGAACUACAUACCGAACUUUGAAUCCGAGAGAACACUGAUAAAUAGAAAUGGAGUCGACCGGAACAUACUUUUCGACGGAAGCAGCCCAAGUGCCUGGCAGACGGACGCCGCUGGGUGCAGUGGGUCUGGGUAGUUUCUACUACCCGCCUACGGCCAGUGGCCCUCCCUCCGACGAGAACCGACCUGAUCCUGGACCUCAUCCGUCCCAUGUCUCCAGCAGACUACAACAGCAGCAACAGCAACAACAGUUGAGCGGACCAGUUGUAGGGGGCAAUUCGUCAGGCUCGGCCGCGUCCAAGUCGAAAUCGCGUCAGGGCAAGCUGGUGAGACUGAACAUCAACGCGAGAGAACGCCGACGCAUGCACGACUUGAAUGACGCGUUGGAUGAGCUGCGAAGCGUCAUUCCCUACGCGCACUCACCGUCAGUGCGGAAGCUCUCCAAGAUUGCCACCCUGCUGCUGGCCAAGAACUACAUCCUCAUGCAGGCCAAUGCACUCGAUGAACUGCGCAGACUUAUCACUUACAUUCAGGCUCAAGGAACGAUGUCGAUUCCACCAGGAUUCGAUCUGCAGGCUGCCAUGAUGCCUCCAGGGCAACCCCCCACUUCACCACCCCCGUCUUCUGACCCACCAUUGACAUGAGUAACAAAUGAGAAAUUUCAAAUAAUUAAAACUUCAACAAUGAUUGUGUGAUAAAGGGUUAUUAUGGCAUUCCAUUCUUAAAUUGUCUGGUUUGAGUUGUUUUUGUCACACUGUCAUCCAUCACAAUAUUUACCUAAGAUUAUUUCAUAUACUAAUUGGGAUUUCAUUCUAGUAUUACCUGGCGUAAUACGAUUUUCUGAUUUGCAUUGUACAUUCGGUUUAUGUAGUAGAGAUCACAUAUUUUUGCAAUGCAAGUUCCAAGAAUCUUGAAAAUUCUUCACUACUUUAUGAACUACAGUAGGCCUACUAAGUAAGAAUGUUAGGAUUUUUAAGAAAUUAAUGUAAUUCUCAUUAUUAUUACGUACUGUUGUCAAUAUUCAUGAAGGAGAUGAACAAUUCAUAAUAUUUUUCAAUCAUUAUGCUAGUUUUUACAGAGAACGAUUAUGAAUGAUUGUUUCAAAGAGGAUAGAAGAGUCAUAUGGUAGUUAUUAUAUUGAUGUCCUAGACUGUGGCAUUUAACUCACAACAUUUGCAUUCAUUAAAACAGAAAACAUUUUUUCUCAUUUGAAUUUCACAAACUCUUUGGAGUUGUGGUCUGGAUAAAUUUUUAAUCAAUACUUGAGCAUUACAUUACUCAAUAUAAGUUACAUUAUCUAUUCAAAUAUACAAAUUUAUGUUAAUGGCUCAUCGUAUACAUGAGAGAUAAUAUUUCUAGAAUUCAUUAUUUUGAUAUUAAGAUGAAUGCCUCCAUCCAUCAUUCCAAGUAAAUGCUACGAAUCAGCAGAUUAAUAGAAUUUAUCAUUUCACAUAUUAUUUCAAAAUCUGAUUUCAUAAAAUUUGUACAAAAUUACAAUCCUAAAAAGCAAUAAUAUAAUAAAACUCAAAGUAGAAGUAAGUUAUUGGCUCUUGUAAUUCGAAUUUUAUGUACAUUUUUUCUCAUUUGAUAAAGGGAAUAAAACCCUACGUUUCAUUUAAAUAGACCUGGAAUGUUUCUAGGUUUAGAAUAAUAUGUUUGAGAUCUAUCUUGUAGUGUAUGAUGGAUGAGGAAUAGCAGAUAUUCUUCGUUUAGAUAUCUAAUUUUAAUUUUAAUAAACUCAUUAAACACUCAAAUUAAUGCCAAGUUACUAUUCACAUUGGUAGGAGCUUGAAACUGCUUUGUUUAAAACUUAUUUAAUAUACCAAUGGAAUCCAUAAUCAAGUUUAAUCAACAGCAGCCUAUCAUCAAUCUUAUUCAUUCAUUUAUCGAUACAAUUAUUAAAAUUAUCUAUGGAAAAAAGGGAACGGGUCAUGGAUGUAUUUUUGUUUUUUCAAAUAAUUUAAUGUUUAACAAAUGUUGGUUGGCUAUGCUGAACAAGUAUGACGGUAAUUUCACUUGUUAAAUCGAUAAUAAUUAUUUGAAACGAUCUUUCGUCCUUGAGUGUAUCAAUAGCUUCGUUCUAUCAUCAAUGUUGUGCUUGAGUUGUUUUCAUUCCAAUCUCUCAAAAUAAGAACGAGAUUUUAAACAAUAAAUUUGUUUCUAGUCAUCAGACUGUUUCACAGUACCGUCCAUUCUCAUUCAAACUUGAAAUGUACUGAUAUUUUAAUAGUUUAUCAUUGAAUAUUACAGCAUUUUAAUAGACAAUUAUACAAAAUUAUUCUAUUCAUUCUCCUAGUCGAUAAAAACGAGCAACAGUAUUUUGGUUGUGAUUUAUAAAUAUUUAUUAAAGGAUUGCCCAUUUACAAGCAAUAAUAGUUAUAAAAUAUUGAUAAUAAUGGAAAUUAGAAUAUAAUAGAUGAAUUAUUCAUAUUGAUAUUAUUUAACACCGUAUUGAGUCAAUUUUACUGAUGAUAAUGUUUUAUGCUUGGUUAUUGAAUUAUUGUAUUUGAUAAAUUAACAAUAUAGAAGAGAAAAAUAAAUAAUAUUAAAG
This is a messenger RNA of Nilaparvata lugens (brown planthopper), 2891 nucleotides long. RefSeq names its product class E basic helix-loop-helix protein 22 (gene Oli). NCBI's taxonomy places the organism in Eukaryota, Metazoa, Arthropoda, Insecta, Hemiptera, Delphacidae. The record is from RefSeq and is a predicted model, not a curated record. The transcript is spliced from 4 exons. Gene Ontology annotation, molecular function: protein dimerization activity. The coding region runs from base 391 to 984 and encodes 197 amino acids.